This is a messenger RNA of Drosophila innubila, 1015 nucleotides long. RefSeq lists its product as uncharacterized. Bases 106 to 918 code for a protein of 270 amino acids. The record is from RefSeq and is a predicted model, not a curated record. Lineage: Eukaryota; Metazoa; Arthropoda; Insecta; Diptera; Drosophilidae. The transcript has 2 exons.
UUAUUUUUACUGGGUGGCAACCUUAGGAAUAAAAAAAUAUUUUAUACGAAAGAAGUGCAUCAUUUAUUCUUCUUUUAUCUCCGGAAAAUAAACGGAAAUAAUAAAAUGACAACAAUUGAGCAAGUUAAUUGUUAUUUUGCCAAUCUAAAUCCGGUAGCUGAGAAGAUUGCAUUCGAUAUAAGAGAAGUGAAAUCGGCCUAUGAUCAUGUAUGGCUAACAUUAAGUUCAAUUGAGCAAGAUGAUAUACUCAAUGAUACUAUAAUAAGACCAGAAAUAACUAUAAGAUAUUAUAAGAAUCCCAUUAGUCCAUCAUCACAAUCUUCAAAGGAUGUUCCCAGACUGACUGUAGUUAGUAAUAAGAAGGCAACUACGAAAUGCCAAAAGUCUAAUAAUAUAAUCUAUACAUAUGACAGACAACAUCUAAGCACAUUUAUUUAUCAAAAGACCGGCUUAAAAAUGAUACACGAUGAAAAUAUUGGAGAUUAUCGCGACGAGCAUUCAUAUCCAUUCAGUUAUAAGACCAAAUCUCAAAUAAAUCUAUCUGUGAUAGUUAGUAAUACCAAUACCAAUAGUAUGACUGUGAAGGACAAUGAUUUGUAUAAACCAUUUAUUCAAGUGGACACCAAACAUUUAACACCUGUCCCAACCAAGGCCUUGAAUAAAUUGAAUGAUCCUGAUCACGAUCAUGAUCAAGUAAAUGAUCAUCCUAACACCACUCAGGAAUUAAUCUAUGGCGAUGAUGACGAACAUUAUAAUCCAUUAACCAAUUCGGGUUCGAAAAACACUCUGUUAGGUAAUUUAACUGAUUCGACCGAUUCCGAAAAUGAAACCAAAUAUCAACAACAUGCCGAAAAUUGUAAAUUAUUGCCAGAAAAAGUUCAAAUACCCAAAGGAUUUGAUUUUUUAAGUAAUUGGUAAUCUAUACAAUUAAAUAUACAGUCAAAAAUUAAAUACACAAAAUCUCGAUUUAAUUACCAGCUCAAUCAAUAAAUAUAAUACCGAAAACAUUUAACCA